GCCAGCAACGUCGCCGAACGCGCAGGGCCAAGCCACUUCAUCGUAGCCAAAACUCCAGGGCCAAACCACUACAUCGUAGCCAAACCUCCAGGGCCAUACAACCACGCUGUUUCUACAAAAACACUGCUAUAUGGUCAUACUCAAGGAUCUAAACACGGGCAUAGGACAGCGAAAUUUCAUCAUCCUGCCCACCGGGGGGCUCACAGACCGGCCCUAAAACACUCGUCCCGGCCCCCGCACAGCCGCGCCAGACUAAUUUCCUUCCCCUUCUCGCGAAAGAUGAUCUGUAUGGUGAGGACCGUUUGCCUCAGGGAUGGAGACGAUGGCUUCAUAUACGACAGAGCCACGGAAUGGGGUAAGGACUUCCCAGCAGCGAAUGGCACGCGCCAGUCCCCCAUCGACUUCAUGUCAGGAGGAGCUCAGUACGACACAGCCCUUGCCAAAUCUCCACUGACCCUUAACUACUGUACUUCACGAGAGACAGACAUCCUUAACAACGGUCAGAACCUGAUCAUGUACCCAAAGAGUAAGGGAGCAGAGACGUCCGUCCGGUUUGACAUGGCUCAGCGGUCAACUAUUUCCGGUGGACCUCUCCCAUUUGGUCACGAGUUCGAACUCGCAGAGAUCCGGUUCCACUGGGGGUCCUCUAACAGUAGAGGAUCUGAACACCGCGUCAACGGGAAGGCCUUCCCAAUGGAGGUACAAUUUAUACACUGGAAUGCCAGUUUGUAUUCUAGCAUGGAGGAUGCAUGUGGCAAACCGGAUGGGACAGCUGCCGUGUGCUUGUUUGUCCAGAUUGGAAGAGAAAACGCCACCGUCAAAUCUCUCAUCAGUGAUUCUCUCUGUGACGUUAUAUUCAAGGGACGACAAAAAACAACAAACACCCCCUUUAAUCCCGUCUGUCUACUUCCGGACCCUGAUCUUCGAGACUACUGGUCCUACGAGGGAUCGCUCACCUUCCCUCCAUGUCACGAGAACACCACGUGGAUCAUGUUCCGGUACCCACUUCUGGUGUCUCCCGGGCAGAUAGAGGAGUUCCGUCGACUUUUGUGCUACAGUAAAGGGGAUUCCCCAGUAAAGGGAUCGACCGGACAUUUGGUGGACAACUUCCGCCCUGUACAGCCCCUAAACGGGAGAGUGGUUAGGGCCUCGUUCCCGGUAGAGAUAUUGUAUACCGUUACGCUUCAUGGAAAGGUCCCACGUGAUCGUCUUCAACCAGUCAACUUUGAGAUACAACACGACUGAAUGGACGUCUUCGACAACUCCACAUCAGCAUUAGAAAGUGUUUUUGGACAAACAAAUAAAUGGCUGUGAUGUAGGUUUAGUAAUUGUCCGUUAACUGCAGCCGGAACUAAGUUGUUGGUUGGCUUAUCAUAACUGUGCAUGCCAACAUUAUCGACGUCAUAGAGAGAUCGUAUACCAUUAUAUCAUCAGUGUGCCUGGUCCGUAUGGCGUUGCUUAUACAUAUAGUGGUUGUGAUGCCUUUUUUGAUGGAUUUUUAUAUGCUUUUUCAAAAAAGAAUUGAUGUCGGCAGGGCCAUUUUUGUUACAGAUAUUUUGAAAGUCAUGUCCUUUAGUAAGGGUGCUGAAGCUAGUACGGCCUUUCGAUUUGCGAUAUAAUGUUUUUACAGUAUUUCUUGGUCGAGUCUCACACCAAAAAUGAACGUAGCGGCGUUCACAUUGUUGUUUCUUAUAAAAAGCAUGCACAACGAAAGUAUUAGUAUAUGUAGUGUAUUUUACAUGUAUAUAUGCAAUGUAUGUAGUGUAUGUGAUGUUUGUAGUGACUGUGUUGAAUGUAAACGUAUUGUAUAUGUAAUUAUCCUAAAAAGACGACGUUUUGAAUAUAAACUUUAUAUUAUUUUACAACAAUUAUUAAAAACGUGUUAUUUCAAAUUAUAUCAUUCCCUCUUGUUGGCCCGGAUGUUGGCGCACACCGGGAAACAGAGUACCUGGAGAAACCCACGUGUUCGGGCAGAUGACUACAAACCUUUUCACGUUCAAUUGGGGCCGACUCUUGAAAGGCGUUCGGAGAUCGAUUCAGUAUCGAUUCAGUAUCAAGUUAUAGAAAUUGAGAUUAUCAAACGUGUGUUGUGAAUGGCAUGCAUUGCUUAAAUCGUGCAUAUUUUUUUUCAAAAAC
Molecule: messenger RNA, 2136 nt
Organism: Mizuhopecten yessoensis (Yesso scallop)
Lineage: Eukaryota; Metazoa; Mollusca; Bivalvia; Pectinida; Pectinidae
Product: carbonic anhydrase-related protein-like
Exons: 10
Coding region: 280-1245 (321 amino acids)
Molecular function (GO): carbonate dehydratase activity; zinc ion binding
Source: RefSeq, a predicted model, not a curated record